CCCGGGCCUGGCCGGCCGCUUCCCGCCUCAGCCGCCACCUCCGCCCCCGCCGCCGCAGACGCAGCCGAGCAGGAGAAGCGGGAAGCGCAGCCAGUUGGCCCUGCCCGGCCCGGCGCGGCCCGGAGCCGCGGCGCAGGAGGAAGCCGUCACACUUUCCUUUCCACUGUGGUUUGGGAGCAUGAAGGCGUUGCUUACCCCCUUUGUCUGGUUCACUGUAUGUAGGCUGGGAGUGUCUGCUGAUCACUUGGAGUGCUGUCCCCUAGAACAGGAGGAAUAAGAUUGAGGACCCCUGCAGUGUACCAUGAGUCGGUAAUGCCCACUGAGGACCUCUGGGAGCCAUGUCAGACGAAUCCGCCUCAGGGAGCGAUCCAGACCUGGACCCGGACGUGGAGCUGGAGGAUGCGGAAGAGGAGGAGGAGGAGGAGGAAGUGGCAGUGGAGGAGCACGGCAGGGAUGACGCGGAAGACCUACUGGAUGACCCAUCCCUGGAAGACAUGUGUGGCACUGAGUGUGCCCAACUGGAGGAAGAUGGGCAGCGGCCACCGCGGUGCACUUCAACUACCUCAUCUCAGUCUGAGCCUUCAGAGCAGCUUAGGCGCCACCAAGGCAAGAGCCUCACCUCCGAGGACCCCAAAAAGAAGAGAGCUCAGAAGCCCUCCCACAUGAGGAGAAAUAUACGAAAGCUGCUCCGGGAGGAUCAGUUGGAGCCCGUUACCAAAGCAGCACAACAGGAAGAGUUGGAAAGAAGGAAACGCCUGGAGCAGCAGAGGAAGGAUUACGCAGCCCCCAUUCCUACUGUUCCCCUGGAGUUCCUUCCUGAGGAAAUUGUCUUAAGAGCAAACGAUGGUCCCCAACUGCCUCCUCGGGUCCUGUCCCAGGAAGUCAUUUGUUUGGACAGCAGCAGUGGCAGUGAGGAUGAAAAAAGCAGUCGAGAUGAAGUGAUUGAACUGAGCUCUGGAGAGGAAGAUACCCUGCAUAUUGUGGACAGCAGCGAAUCUGUCAGUGAGGAAGAUGAGGAAGAGGAGAAGGGUGGUACCCACGUGAAUGAUGUCUUAAACCAGCGUGAUGCUCUGGGGCGGGUCCUUGUCAAUCUGAACCACCCUCCGGAGGAGGAGAAUGUCUUCCUGGCCCCACAGUUGGCACGGGCAGUGAAACCUCAUCAGAUUGGUGGGAUCCGGUUCCUGUAUGAUAAUCUGGUUGAAUCCCUGGAGAGGUUUAAGACCAGUAGUGGCUUUGGCUGUAUCCUGGCCCAUAGCAUGGGUCUGGGGAAAACUUUGCAAGUGAUCUCCUUCAUCGACGUCCUCUUCCGCCACACGCCAGCCAAAACUGUCCUUGCCAUUGUGCCGGUUAAUACUCUUCAGAAUUGGUUGGCAGAGUUCAACAUGUGGCUUCCAGCACCUGAAGCCCUUCCAGCUGACAACAAGCCUGAAGAAGUCCAGCCUCGGUUCUUUAAAGUUCACAUCUUGAAUGAUGAGCACAAGACAAUGGCAGCUCGUGCUAAAGUGAUGGCUGAUUGGGUAUCAGAGGGUGGGGUACUACUGAUGGGGUACGAAAUGUACAGACUCCUCACCCUGAAGAAAUCCUUUGCCACAGGUAGAUCGAAGAAAACCAAGAAACGCUCUCACCCGGUCAUCAUUGAUCUGGAUGAGGAAGAUCGACAGCAGGAGUUUCGGAGAGAGUUUGAGAAGGCCUUAUGCCGCCCUGGCCCUGAUGUGGUGAUUUGUGACGAGGGACACCGCAUCAAAAACUGCCAGGCCAGCACCUCACAGGCCCUGAAGAACAUUCGCUCUCGCCGCCGAGUGGUGCUGACCGGGUACCCCCUGCAGAACAACCUCAUUGAGUACUGGUGCAUGGUGGACUUUGUGCGCCCAGACUUCCUCGGCACCCGGCAGGAGUUCAGCAACAUGUUUGAACGCCCCAUCCUGAAUGGGCAGUGUAUUGACAGCACGCCUCAGGAUGUCCGCCUCAUGCGGUACCGGAGCCACGUCUUGCACAGCCUCCUGGAAGGCUUUGUGCAGAGGAGAGGCCACACUGUGCUGAAGAUUCAUCUACCUGCCAAGGAAGAAAAUGUGAUCCUGGUGCGGCUCUCAAAGAUCCAGCGAGAUUUGUACACACAGUUCAUGGACCGUUUCCGAGACUGUGGUAGCAGUGGCUGGCUGGGGCUGAACCCCCUCAAGGCUUUCUGUGUGUGCUGCAAGAUCUGGAAUCACCCGGAUGUGCUGUAUGAAGCCCUUCAGAAGGAGAGUCUGGCCAAUGAGCAGGACCUAGAUGUGGAAGAACUUGGCUCAGCUGGGACUAGUGCUCGCUGCCCAUCACAGGGAACAAAAGGCAAGGGGGAGGACAGCACCUUGGCUUCCUCAAUGGGAGAAGCAACCAAUAGCAAAUUCCUACAAGGGGUUGGUUUCAACCCUUUCCAGGAGCGAGGCAACAACAUUGUCACAUAUGAAUGGGCCAAGGACCUUUUGACUAAUUACCAGACUGGGGUCUUAGAGAACUCUCCCAAAAUGGUAUUGCUUUUCCACCUGAUUGAGGAAAGUGUGAAGCUUGGGGACAAGAUUCUCGUGUUCAGCCAGAGCCUUUCCACUUUGGCUCUCAUCGAGGAAUUCCUAGGGAAACGAGAAGUGCCCUGUCUACCUGGUGCUGAUGGGCAAGGAGUACAGAAGUGGGUUCGAAACGUCAGCUACUUCCGGCUAGAUGGUAGCACCCCUGCCUUUGAGAGGGAGCGGCUCAUUAAUCAGUUCAAUGAUCCCAGCAACCUCACCACCUGGCUAUUCCUUCUGUCCACAAGGGCUGGAUGCUUGGGUGUGAAUCUGAUCGGUGCCAACCGAGUGGUGGUGUUUGAUGCUUCUUGGAACCCUUGCCAUGAUGCCCAGGCAGUGUGUCGGGUAUACCGUUAUGGCCAGAAAAAGCCCUGUCACAUCUAUCGCCUUGUGGCUGAUUUCACCCUUGAAAAGAAGAUCUAUGACCGACAAAUUUCCAAGCAGGGCAUGUCAGAUCGGGUGGUGGAUGAUCUCAAUCCAAUGCUGAACUUUACCCGGAAGGAGGUGGAGAACCUACUGCACUUUGUUGAGAAGGAGCCAGCUCCCCAAGCAUCCUUGAACAUAAAGGGGAUCAAGGAGCCAGUACUCCAACUUGCCUGUCUGAAGUACCCUCACCUCAUCACCAAGGAGCCUUUUGAGCAUGAGUCACUGCUCCUUAACCGAAAGGAUCACAAGCUGACCAAGGCUGAGAAAAAAGCAGCAAAGAAAAGCUAUGAGGAAGACAAGCGCACAUCCGUCCCCUAUACCCGCCCAUCGUAUGCGCAGUAUUACCCUGCAAGCGACCAGAACCUGACCAGCAUCCCUGCUUUCAGUCAGAGAAACUGGCAGCCAACACUGAAGAGUGAUGAGAAGCCUGUGGCCAGUGUUCGUCCUGUGCAGUCCACCCCCAUCCCCAUGAUGCCCCGGCAUGUCCCACUGGGAGGCAGUGUAAGCUCUGCCUCCAGCACAAAUCCAGCCAUGAACUUUCCGAUCAACUACCUACAGCGCGCGGGGGUCCUUGUGCAGAAGGUGGUCACCACAACAGAUAUUGUUAUUCCUGGACUCAACAGCUCCACAGAUGUACAGGCGAGAAUUAAUGCUGGUGAGAGCAUUCACAUCAUCCGUGGGACGAAAGGGACAUACAUUCGCACCAGUGAUGGGCGGAUCUUUGCUGUCCGAGCAACUGGCAAACCGAAGGUCCCAGAAGAUGGUCGGAUGGCUGCCUCAGGUUCCCAGGGGCCUUCUCUCGAAUCCACAAGCAACGGCAGACACAGUGCCUCAUCACCCAAAGCCCCCGACCCCGAGGGGCUGGCCAGGCCCGUCUCUCCAGACAGCCCGGAGAUCAUCAGUGAGCUCCAGCAGUAUGCAGAUGUGGCUGCCGCCAGGGAAUCCCAACAGAGCUCCCCAAACUCCAAUGCCGCCCUGCCUGGCCCCCCGGCUCAACUCGUGGACAGCAGUGCUGUUCCUGGGACAGCUCUCGGGACUGAGCCUCGACAUGGGGGUCAUUGCCUCAAUAGUUCCCUCUUGGUGACCGGCCAGCCCUGUGGUGACAGGAACCCAGUGUUGGACUUACGGGGCCAUAAGCGAAAGAUGGCCACGCCACCUGCUGCCCAAGAGUCAGCCCGCCGGCGGUCCAGGAAAGGCCACCUGCCAGCCCCCGUGCAGCCGUACGAACACGGGUAUCCAGUUUCUGGCGGGUUUGCCAUGCCACCCGUCUCCUUAAACCAUAACCUCACCGCUCCCUUCACCUCCCAGGCUGGGGAGAACUCCUUGUUUAUGGGCAGUACCCCCUCCUACUACCAGCUGUCCAAUUUGCUGGCAGAUGCCCGCCUGGUGUUUCCAGUGACUACUGACCCUCUGGUGCCAGCAGGCCCCGUCAGUUCCUCCUCCACGGCUACCUCAGUCACUGCCAGCAACCCCACCUUCAUGCUCAACCCGUCUGUUCCAGGGAUACUACCCAGCUAUUCACUCCCAUUCUCACAGCCACUCCUGUCCGAGCCGAGGAUGUUUGCGCCUUUUCCUUCCCCUGUCUUACCCAGCAACCUUUCACGGGGCAUGUCUGUCUACCCAGGCUACAUGUCCCCACAUGCAGGCUACCCUGCUGGCGGCCUCCUCCGGUCCCAGGUGCCUCCAUUUGACUCUCAUGAGGUUGCUGAGGUGGGCUUCAGCUCCAAUGAUGACGAGGAUAAGGACGAUGAUGUGAUAGAGGUCACUGGGAAAUAGCUGGGGAGCCCCUCUCCACCUCACUCGGGGCCCCCCAGCAGGUUGCCCACCAAGCUGAAAGGCAGCAAUCUGGGCUUUCUGAGAAUAGGGCACUUGGCAGGAGGGGAAAGGAAGAGGGCAAAGAAAGGUGGUUGACUGUAGUGGCAGGGCUCUGUUGCUGUGUAACAAAAG
Messenger RNA from Prionailurus viverrinus (fishing cat), 4913 nucleotides. RefSeq names its product RAD54 like 2 (gene RAD54L2). The record is from RefSeq and is a predicted model, not a curated record. NCBI's taxonomy places the organism in Eukaryota, Metazoa, Chordata, Mammalia, Carnivora, Felidae. Gene Ontology annotation, cellular component: nucleus. Gene Ontology annotation, molecular function: ATP hydrolysis activity; ATP-dependent chromatin remodeler activity; ATP binding. Bases 339 to 4742 code for a protein of 1467 amino acids. The transcript is spliced from 23 exons.